AUGAAAGUUCUGCUAUUCCUUCUGAUCAGCCUUGUUGCCGGAAACAGAAGAGACAAGGAAUAUGAGGAAGAUGAGAAGGAUAAGAAGGACCAGAACCUCUUCUGUCUUAUGCCUCCUGAUCCAGGAUUCUGUAGAGCAAUUCUAAGACGAUGGGCGUGGAAUCCGGUGGAAGAAAAGUGCGAAAGAUUCGACUACGGUGGUUGUGGUGGAAAUCGCAACAAUUUUAAAACACAAAAGGAAUGCCUGUAUGAGUGUUGGAACAAGUUUGUCCCCAAGGACCAACGCAAAAAGCCAAUACGCAAAGUAAAGGACCAAGGGAAAGGCAAUAAAACUACACAUCCGAAUAGCUAG
Necator americanus (New World hookworm) is the source of this 351-nucleotide messenger RNA. RefSeq lists its product as uncharacterized. Bases 1 to 351 code for a protein of 116 amino acids. Gene Ontology annotation, molecular function: serine-type endopeptidase inhibitor activity. The transcript has 3 exons. The record is from RefSeq and is a predicted model, not a curated record. NCBI's taxonomy places the organism in Eukaryota, Metazoa, Nematoda, Chromadorea, Rhabditida, Ancylostomatidae.